Molecule: messenger RNA, 1763 nt
Organism: Salarias fasciatus (jewelled blenny)
Lineage: Eukaryota; Metazoa; Chordata; Actinopteri; Blenniiformes; Blenniidae
Gene: pimreg
Product: PICALM interacting mitotic regulator
Exons: 5
Coding region: 67-933 (288 amino acids)
Source: RefSeq, a predicted model, not a curated record
GAGCAACAGGCGGCUCGAACUCGGGCACGACGAUUCACACACACGCAAACUUUAAGGUCAGUCCGUAUGGCGUCUACAAUGAUGGAUGGGGUUGGUAAAGUGAUGGUUGGAGUCUGGCGGGCACACACAGUCCUGGAUGAGUCUGAUGAGGCAGAAAGCUCCCCGGAUGCUCCAGACCGUUUCCGCAAGCUUCGGUCUUCGUCUUCACUCAACUCCCUGCGAAUGUCUCUGCGCAAGCGGCUCCCACUGCGCUCUGUGCAGACCAAUUCCCUUCCAGAGACUCUGACCGGAGAAACCCCGGAGGAGCAAGCAAAACCCAGCACGGUUCGCAAAUUCACUCGCAGUGCCAGGAACUCCAUCACUGAAGUUUACCAGAGGUUCCAGAGGAACAGAGAGUUCACUCGUGAGAAUUGUUUGGUAGCGACUCCGGGUCGUGAUGGAGAAAAUGCUUCUGGUUCCACCUCGUGCACCCCAAAGCGUACACCCGCCCGUGCUACAACACCCAGACGCACUCCCAGAUCCACAGCCAGGCCCGGGAGUACUCCGGGAUCUAGAAGGAAAAAAACUCCCGAAGCAUCUGUGCGUGGAGUGAAAACAGGUGGAGGAAGGAGGCAACUGGUCCGUAUGGCUGCAUUACGAAGUCCUUUUGCUUCUCCCAACACGCAGAACCAGAGACUAAAAUUUGACCACGAUUUGGAGUCAGUUUCCACUGGACUCAGGAAGCUGAAGCAUCUGUCAAAGGCCUUUGACGAUCUUAUUGGCAGAGAUGACAGAUCCGGUGCGGGGCAACGUUCUGGUGGAGCUGUGAUGAGAAAGUUAGACCCCAGCGGUAAACUCUGUCCCUCAAACCUCACGCGUCGAGCCACAAAGCUUUCGGACAGGCUGGAGGGCUGGGCCAACACGGCUGUGAACACUAUUCGCAAACCUAACUAAACCACGUGUGUGCGUAUGUGUGUGUGUUUAUGAAAUACAGGACCUUUUGUAGCCAUUUAUUAUUAAUGUGGUGUCACUGUUACGUGUACUUUAAGUGUUGUCAUGACACAGGGGAGAUUGUCACACGGCAGCUUGUCUUCCUUCUUUUUAUAUCCAUGUGGUGCAAAUUAGCAGCACCGGUGUGAAUCUUGUCUGUUUACAUGUUUUGGGUUAGCUAGUUAUGGGCAUAAUAUCCUCAUUGUAGCAACCAAAGGGAUUUCUAUAUUUUUGAUUUAUCCGUCAUAGCUGCUACAAAUGUUUUAGUUACAGACUUAACAUACUAAUGUUAGAUUUUCUCACUGUUAGAAUCUAUUCUGACGUCUGGUUUUAAAGAGACGCUGCACAGUACCAAAAUACUAACACUAAAUUCACAGAAGGGGAACUCGGCUCCCUUCACUUUAAUGUAUGCAACAAUGUUACUAACAGCUAUGGUUUUAUAUAUGACAUUUGAUUAUACCAUAUUUAAAGUGUAUUUUCUGUGAAAGGGGAGGGUUUUAUAUGGUUUACUGAAGCAGUGUUUUAAUAGGGACUUUACUUGGGAUGGUGGCCAACACUUCUAAUGGUUUGUGGAUGAAUCAUGAAUCCAUAUUGUUCACAUAAAUCAUCUGGUAAUGUGAUGGGGAAAGAUUUACCGGCUCAUUACCAGAUGAAGGGCGAUGAUGAUUUAAUAAAGUGUAGCGACUGUUAGUUUUUUUACUUCAUAGCCUCUGAGGAAGUGAAACACUGCUUUUAUGUAUCGGUGCCUCCUUUUUUGGGUUUAAAGUGAAAAAGGACAUUAAGUCUGGCUGAAA